Nematostella vectensis (starlet sea anemone) is the source of this 1557-nucleotide messenger RNA. RefSeq lists its product as uncharacterized. Bases 218 to 946 code for a protein of 242 amino acids. The transcript has 6 exons. The record is from RefSeq and is a predicted model, not a curated record. NCBI's taxonomy places the organism in Eukaryota, Metazoa, Cnidaria, Anthozoa, Actiniaria, Edwardsiidae.
AUUUGUGGCAUUGUGGUAAGAUGCUGCUUGUAAAACCUUUGCAAUAAAAUAAUCAAUUAAAAAAAUAGCCCAGUCUUCUCAAACAAACAACAAUGGGUUUCGAAAGCACUUAUCGUUUGACUAGAAAGCACAAUAGCAAAGAAAGGGACUUUUAUCAACUUGCAUAAUAAGAAAUGUCUUCCGGCCACACAUUAGAUAUUGAAUCUAUGUGAAACUGAUGAUUCAGCUACUAGAAAAGGAACAACUUUCCGUGAUAAUACAAGUCUUUGGCACAAGUAUGGAGAUCAAGAAAUUCCUAUGCUGUUUUACCACUCGCGAAGGGAGUUUUAUGUGUGGGGCUGGAUCGCUGAUUAUUGGAUGCCUGAGAAUAUAUCUGCAAUGGUUCAACAUCGAGUUUCUACACAGACUGACCAAGGCACAAAUUAAGGAUCUGCCUUUGUCAAUGACAACGCUACAAAAACUCAGCAUACUGGAAACGUCGAUCAGUGCAGUUGCUCUAUUCGUGACAGUGUUGUUGCUGGUUGGAUUAUGUAAGAGAAAGACAAGUCUGCUGAUCCCGUGGAUUGUCUGGGUAUGCAUAGAAGAACUCUUAGAUGUCUGCAGCCUUGUGGUGUAUGCAGCAAAACACAUUCAGCUGAGCCAUUCUGUAUACAUUGGAGAUGCUGUGUUCUUCAUUAUCAACAUGUACUGUGUUUUCUGUGUGCACUCAUACAGGAAAGACCUCAAAAGAGAGAUUGCAUUGAAAAAGGUAGAAUAUAGUACAUCAGCAUUCCUUAUUAUAAUUUACAAUUAUACAAAAUUUAAAAUUAACUGUCAUUUUGAAUUAUUUCAAGAUGAGACCAGCUGUAUGAAACCCACUUAUCCAUUCCCCCCCCCCCCCCUUUUUCAUGUAUGGCUAUGUGUAUAUUUAAAAAUUAUAUUGCAUUUCUUGUGUUUUGACAGAUAAUGAGACAGGGCAGAAGGUCUAAUGAGGAAGACAGUGAUGAGGAGAUGCUUCUUCCAGGACCUGUCUAAAAUAAAAUUAACUUGUCUAAACCAAACAUAAUAUCUACAACAGACGCCUUUGCCUAUGUAUAUCACCUAACUAAUAAAAACUCAAACCUAAAUGUAUAUUAUCUAAAAAAGGGUGUCUUCGGCUUUGUCGAACAAAAUUGGAAAAAAAAGGUCCUCAAAACAGAUAUAUUUGGCUAUGUGAACAACCUGUUUAAAACCAACAUGAACAAACUUGGAACACAAAUAGGUUACUUUUGCCUGUUAGAUGCAAACUGAAGCUCAGGACAUUUUAAAGGAAGCUGUUAUUGGCUUACGAAUGCUAUAAAGAAAUCAUUUUCAUCAUAGUCAAUAUGUUAUUUAAAAUAUAUGGGAUUUACAAAUCAUUGUAAGCUUCUGCCUCAUUUUAAGGAAUUUCUUCCCCACUUAGAUGGUCUUAACAUGUAAUGCAUUUGUAGAUAAUGUAUGUAAUAACUCAUUAAUGUUAAGGUUUUUUUAAUUUUUAACUUUUGUAAAUAAUAAAUUGAAAAUAGUUUAUUCACAAUAAAGCAGCGGUUUUGUAAUAUA